Capronia coronata CBS 617.96 is the source of this 1407-nucleotide messenger RNA. RefSeq lists its product as uncharacterized. NCBI's taxonomy places the organism in Eukaryota, Fungi, Ascomycota, Eurotiomycetes, Chaetothyriales, Herpotrichiellaceae. The record is from RefSeq and is a predicted model, not a curated record. The transcript has 2 exons. Bases 1 to 1407 code for a protein of 468 amino acids.
AUGAACACUGAUAGCGAUAGCCCCGAAGGGAACGAGGGGUCAGAUCCGGACUGGGACGAGACUCCGCCGAAGAAGCGGCCGAAGUCUACGCCUGGAAAGAAGCAGCAGGGUAAUUGCGCGGUGCAGAUCCCUCGCCCUGCAAACAGGGAAACAAAAACCACAGAAGGGCGCGAGUCUCCCAAGAAGAAGCGGCGAGCUCGGCGAGUAUUGUCGGCGGAAGAGGCAAACCAUAAGCUCGAGAAGUCUCAGAAAGAUCUUCAAAGAAGCAGAGAGAGAUUUGCGACACUCAGGACAAAGCGGUUGGAAUCAGAUGCUAGGUGUGAGCGGCUCAGAGAAAAGGAAAUGAAGGCCAAGAACAGAAAUGCCCAGCUCGAAGGCGAAAUCGAAGAUCUCGAAGUUCAAAACAUCGGCCUCAAAGAGGACCUUCAGAAGCUGCAAGCCGAGCAGGUGGAACGUUUGGGGAAACGGCAUACUGCUCACAAUGACCGUUGGGUCAUCACAGCCCUGGAAAAGAUAUUUGACGAAUCAAGAAAGUGGAGCAAGGCCUGGACCCAGAGAGCAUGGACCAGUGUCGACCUUGGGCAGCUGCAGAGAGCUGCGGAAGAACCUGGAAAACACGGCUUGAUACACCAUGCGACGCCAGAAGUUCAUUACGCCAUUGAAGCGGCUCGCUUGCCCGUGUGGAUUGUGGUGAACAAAAUUCUGAAUGAGUUUUUCUGCUCUGCAACAUUCAAGAGUCCCUUCGCCAGCCUCGGAAAGUUGCAUGAUGAUGGCAGAGAAGGCGAUGUCGAAACAGCGCUCGACUGGGUAAUUGAAAAGGCCAAGCAGGGAUCCUUAGAACAGGGUAGUAUAUUGAGAGCAAACAUCCUCCGUGCUCUUGGUGCGCCUGUUCUUGAGGAGAGAGAGCGAGAUUCUCUGCCCGACCUUGCGCCAGACACGCAAGACUCAAUCAGAUCUGUGUGUAACGAGAUGGUCUCUUGUUUCUUAGGCCGUUUCGAGACAGUCUUGGGAGCUGUACGUAACCAGAAGUAUGAAAUCAUGCGACGUAAACAGCUUCAAGCCAUCUUUGAAGCAUCAAUGGCACUUUCAACCUCCCUCGCCACACAAAACCCGGAAAUACAAGUCUGCUUUCUGCCCGAGUUGGCGGAUGCGUGCUUCUCUUUGGAUCACCCACAACUUCGCGCUCACCGCGCCAUGGGUUUGAAAGAAGAUCGAAAUGCCGAAGAUGGUCUUGACCCAGAUGAUAUUGACAUUGACGGUCAGCCAAUUGAUAUGGUGAUCGAGCCGAUGGUGGUGAGAAGUGGGAACGAAGAUGGUGAAAACUACCAAAUGCAGAAGAUUCUGAAAAAGGCUGAGGUUUGGAUGGUCAAGGACGCAGAUCUUCCACCUCCCUUCGGGCGACAAUAG